AUGGAGACCAUCACAAAGUCACCGACCAAGAGACGCGCCCUCGCCGCCCUGGACGCGAACGCGCUCGCCUCCCCGAAGCCCCCUCACCAGCUCAAGAGCACGGCCAAGAGCCCCGUCAAGCAGAUCAAGCGACCUCUGGAGGAACCAAUGGCCGCCGCCGCGAUGAGUCCUCUGCCCAAGAAGAGGGCGUGUUUCGAGACGUCCGUCCCGCUCGCCAACCUGCAGAAGAUGCCGCUGCCGCCGCGGGCGAAAAAGGCCGAGACGAGUGAUUCCACAAGCCAAGAGAAGGAGAGGGAUGUGUCUGCACAAGGAGACAAGGGCGACGACGCAAGGCAGCAGCAGCAGCAGCCACGGGCCUGGGGCAAGAUCUCACACAGCCAGAAUAUGCCCAGCGAACAGAAUCUCGGUGAAGACUCGAGCGACAAUGACGAUGUGGAGGAGGGGCAGGAAGGAGAGGAUGCGGCGCCGGAGCUGCCGCGCCUGUCCCCGUCCAAGUACGCCAUGUCGGCGCUGCAGAGCACAGAGGAAACCUUGACGGACCUGGCGGACGGGUUACUGAGUCUCUCGAGGAGUAAUUCGGACGUGUAG
Clonostachys rhizophaga is the source of this 588-nucleotide messenger RNA. Lineage: Eukaryota; Fungi; Ascomycota; Sordariomycetes; Hypocreales; Bionectriaceae. The record is from the annotation of a GenBank genome assembly.